Messenger RNA from Vitis vinifera (wine grape), 450 nucleotides. RefSeq names its product self-incompatibility protein S1. NCBI's taxonomy places the organism in Eukaryota, Viridiplantae, Streptophyta, Magnoliopsida, Vitales, Vitaceae. The transcript has 2 exons. The record is from RefSeq and is a predicted model, not a curated record. The coding region runs from base 1 to 450 and encodes 149 amino acids.
AUGGCUUUUGCAAGAUCAGAAGAAGAGAAGGCAGAGGUGGUGAGGAAGAUGCAUGGUGCAGCUUCAAUAGUUGUCCUGAUUCUGAUGGUGGUCAGCCUGAGCGACCCAGUUGUCACAGAGAAGGUGCACGCCAGCGUCAAGAAUAGACUAGGAAGUGGGAGGAAUAUGAAGGUGCACUGCCAAUCCAAAGACAAUGAUCUGGGCGAGCAGGUAGUGACAGAUGGGAGUGAAUUUGGGUGGGACUUCUCUGUUAAUGCAUGGGGAACCACAUUAUUCUACUGCGACACGGAGUGGGAAAAAGUACAGGGCUAUCAUUUUGAUGCAUAUUCCUUUGAGAGGGACUAUGUUCGAUGUGAGUCUCAAUGCGCUUGGCUGAUUUCAGAGGAAGGCAUCUAUGCUUUGAAUGGGAUUACUGGAUUCUGGGAAUUUUUUUACGGUUGGUCUGAUUGA